GAGCCGGGACAGCCGUCGGGGGGGUCCCGGGGGGAGCCCCGCGGGAGAGGAUGUCCCGGGCCGUGCAGGGACGGGGCUGCCUGCCCUGGGCCCGCCUGGGGCCGUACCUCCGAGCUGCUUCGCUGCCAGGUGCUGCCGGCGGCUCCUUCCACGGGAAGAUCCUACACGGGGACCGCAUCUCCCUGCCCAGGAGCUGUGUUCGCCACCAAGGAGGCUCCCAAGGGCCCCCAGCCCAGCGCAGCUCCUCCCGCCACGGCCUGGACCACCUGAGGACCGUGGCCUCUUCUGAUGCCAUCAAGAAGCACCAGAAGACCCUGGCUGCGUGGUUCAGCAACCAGCCCAACGAGGAGAGGCAGUUCGGCCCUUCCUUCUCGCUGGACGCGGUCCACGUGGACCCGGUGAUCCGGGAGAGCUCCCUGGAGCAGAUCCUGAAGCCCUCUCCCGAGCUGACCAUCCAGCACCAGCUCCAGCGGUCCUCCAGGCAGGUCAUCAGCCUCCAGAACCUCUUCGACGUGGAUGCCUGCGGGCGGCAGGUGAAGAACGUGGUGCUGUACGGCACCGUGGGCACGGGGAAGAGCACCCUCAUCAAGAAGAUGGUGGUGGACUGGUGCCACGGUCUCCUGCCCCGCUUCGAGCUGGUCAUCCCCUUCUCCUGCGAGGACCUGUCCCACAGCCACGUCCCCAUCUCCCUGCGGCGCCUCGUCACCAAGAAGUACCAGCACCUCCGGGACGUGGUGCCCAUUCUGGGCGCUUCUAGCCUCAAGGUGCUUUUCAUCCUCAACGGCCUGGAGCGCCUCAACUUGGACUUUCGCCUGGCUGGCACGGAGCUGUGCUGCGACCCCAGCGAGCCCAUAGCUCCCUCUGCCAUCGUGGUCAACCUGCUGCGAAAGUACCUCCUGCCAGAGGCCAGCAUCAUCGUCACCACGCGCCCGUCCGCCGUGCGCCGCAUCCCUGGCAAGUACGUGGGGCGCUACGCCGAGAUCUGCGGCUUCUCCGACACCAACCUGCAGAAGCUCUACUUCCAGAUGCGCCUCAGCCAGCCCGGCUGCGGCGGAGGGGAAGGCGAGGGCUCGGGCGAGCAGGAUAACCUGGUGGACAUGCUCUCCAGGAACCUGGAGCGCCAGAACCAGAUCGCCGCCGCCUGCUUCUUGCCCUCGUACUGCUGGCUGGUGUGCACCACGCUGCAUUUCCUCUACUUCACCCGGACGGUGCCGCCCAGCCAGACCCUGACCGGCAUCUACACCAGCUUCCUGAGGCUCAACUUCAGCGGGGAGGUGCUGGACAGCACGGACCCCACCAACAUCUCCAUGAUGAAGUACGUGGCCAGGACGGUGGGCAAGCUGGCCCACGAGGGGGUGAUGUCCCGCAAGACCUGCUUCUCGGAGGAGGACCUGCGGCAGUGCUUCGAGGUGGAGAUGAAGACCGAGAGCGAGCUCAACCUCCUGGAGGUCUUCCGCAGCGACGUCUUCCGCUUCUUCCUCACGCCGUGCGUGCAGCCGGGCAAGGAGCACACCUUCGUCUUCACCAUCCCCGCCAUGCAGGAGUACCUGGCCGCCCUCUACGUGGUGCUGGGCGAGAAGAAGACCCUGGCGCAGAAGGUGGGCAAGGAGCUGUCGGAGCUCAUCGGGAAGGUGAGCGAGGACGCCGCCGUGGUUCUGGGCAUCGUCUCCAAGGUGCUCCCGCUGCGCUUCUUGCCCGUGCUCUUCAACCUGCUCAAAAUCUUCCCCCGCUUCUUCUCGCGGCUGAGCGGCAAGGACCGGGACACGAUCGCUCGCACCAUGGCGGAGGAGCUCUUCAAAGAGGAGGACUACAACAACGACGACGUCUUGGACCAGAUCAACUCCAGCAUCCUGGGCGUGGAGGGCCCCAUGCGGCACCCCGACGAGGCCCCCGACGACGAGGUCUUCGAGCUCUUCCCCAUCUUCAUGGGGGGGCUGCUGUCCCGCCGCAACCGCGCCAUCCUGGAGCAGCUGGGCUGCUCCAUCAAGAACCUGGCGGCCUUCGAGAUCGCCGAGGCCAUGAAGAAGACCGUCAUCAGGAACAGCCGCAAGGGGCUGCCCCCCUCCGAGCUGAUGGACUACCUCUUCUUCCUGCACGAGUUCCAGAACGAGCGCUUCACGGCCGAGGCCGUCCGCUCCCUCCGCACCGUCAACCUCUCGUCCGUCAAGCUCACCCCCCUCAAGUGCUCCGUGCUGGCCUCCGUCAUGGGCACGGCGUGCCACGAGGUGGACGAGCUCAACCUCACCUCCUGCAACCUGGACGCCGGCAGCUUGAGGACCCUCUUCCCCGUCCUGCUGCGGUGCAAAGUCCUCCACCUGCAGCUCAACAGCCUGGGCCCCGACGCCUGCGAGGAGCUGCGCGCCCUGCUGCUGCACGACAAGUGCGCCGUGAGCGACCUGCGGCUGUCCAACAACCCGGUGGGCGCGCAGGGGGCACGGCUCCUGGCCGAGGCGCUGGCGGGGAACCGCUCGCUGAGCCGCCUGUCCCUGCUGCACGCCGCGCUGGGGGACCGGGGCGCGGAGGAGAUCGCUUGGCGUCUGGCCGACAACCAGCAGCUGCAGGAGCUCAACCUGGGCUACAACGCCCUGACGGACGCGGCUGCCCUGCAGGUGGUGGAGGUGGCCAAGAAGCACGCCACGCUGGACAAAGUGCAUUUGUACUUCAACGACAUCAGCGAGGAGGGCAAGCGGGCGCUGCACAGCCUGCGCAUGGACCGGGACGGCGUCAGGGCGCUCGUCUUCCUCACGGCGGGCACCGACGUCUCCGACUACUGGUCCAGCAUCCUGAACACCGUGCACAGGAACCUGCCCUUCUGGGACCGCGAGCGGGUCCGCCAGCACCUCGCCCUCCUCCUGCAGGACCUGGAGAGCAGCCGGAGGCAGACGGCCAACCCCUGGAGGAAAGCCAAGUUCCUGCGGGUGGAGAGCGAGGUCAAAAGGAUGCUGGGGAAGCUCCAGCACGGGACCCUGUGAGCUGCCGGCCGGGCAGGGAGGCUGCAGGGGUGCCUUUGCCCUUAUCCCG
Messenger RNA from Oxyura jamaicensis (ruddy duck), 3021 nucleotides. RefSeq names its product NLR family member X1 (gene NLRX1). The transcript is spliced from 9 exons. Bases 51 to 2972 code for a protein of 973 amino acids. Gene Ontology annotation, cellular component: mitochondrion. NCBI's taxonomy places the organism in Eukaryota, Metazoa, Chordata, Aves, Anseriformes, Anatidae. The record is from RefSeq and is a predicted model, not a curated record. Gene Ontology annotation, molecular function: protein binding. Gene Ontology annotation, biological process: negative regulation of canonical NF-kappaB signal transduction.